AUGGAGUUGGUGGAAAGUAGUAUCCACUCUCUUGAAAAAGCUGUUGUGGGUAAAAUAUUGGGGCGUCGCUUGCCCUUUUUUGUCUUGGAAGCUGAAAUUCGACGGCAAUGGGGCCGGUUUGGUGAGUUGCAAAUCUCGACCAUUGGAACUGAUUGUUUUGCCUGUACCUUUGACACAUUGGAAGCUAGGGAUGCUGUUCUUUGUGGUGGACCGUGGUUCUUCAGUGGUAACAUUGUUGGACUCGAUCGUUGGACCCCGGAGUUCUCGCCAAGCUCUUUGGUGGGGCUGUCUUCGCCAGUUUGGAUCCGUUUGCCGCAGCUUCCAUUGCAAUAUUGGGAUCCAGAUAAUCUUAUUAGAAUUGCAUCCAUGAUUGGGGAACCGCUUUGGAUCGAUGCGCAGACAGGCGCUAGAGCAAGACGGGAAUAUGCCCGCAUUUGUAUUCGGAUGGAUCUUGCUUCCAAACUCCAAGCGGGCAUAUGGGUUAAUGGCUGGAAGGGACGAUUUUACCAACGAGUCGAGUAUGAGGGGCUCGGACUCUCGUGUUUUGAAUGUGGCCGGGUUGGGCAUAAGAGGGAGCAUUGCCCGUCUCGUCCUACUACUUCUGCGGCUCCUGGUAAUGCCGUUACGGCCCGUGCAGGAGGAUUGAAGUCUCCUGGGGAGGGGGGAGCCAGCUCGUCGGCCAGCAACAAGACGCCCCUGGGCGGUGGUAGUGCAGUUGUGGGCAUUAUUACACCGGUCCCCCCCUUGCGGUCAGCUGGAUUGGGGGACAAUUCUAGUCUCCAAUCGGGGGACACGACCGGGCUGGGUGGUUCUCCAACGCUUGCCACGCCAUGUGGUAUUGUCCUGGGAUCGAAAGGUCAGGAGCUAACCGAUGAUGAGAAGUUAUUCGGGGAAUGGAAUCUUGUGGCCCCGCGCAAGGGCAAGAAGCCAACGAGGAAGCCGGCACCGGAUGCAAAGCUGCCGCUCGGGGAGAACAAACCGAGGCAAGUCAAUCUUAGUGAGAUCAAAGAGCCAAAGGCGACUCGCAUGAAGGAGAAUUUUAGACCCAGCAAAGGGGACAAGAAACCAGGGAUUACCGAGCCGCUGCUCUUUAAAGCCGGAACCAGGCCGGCACGACCGAAGCUUGGUGCUUCCAAGGCGCACUUUGAUAAAGAACUUCAGGCCCUUGGACCCAUUGAGGAGGCACCACAAAAGCGGAAGAAAGAGGGUGGAAUUAGCAACGGCGGCGGGGACGCGUCCCCUAUGGUUGACUAA
This is a messenger RNA of Dendrobium catenatum, 1254 nucleotides long. RefSeq lists its product as uncharacterized. Gene Ontology annotation, molecular function: zinc ion binding; nucleic acid binding. Bases 1 to 1254 code for a protein of 417 amino acids. The record is from RefSeq and is a predicted model, not a curated record. Lineage: Eukaryota; Viridiplantae; Streptophyta; Magnoliopsida; Asparagales; Orchidaceae. The transcript has a single exon.